Messenger RNA from Plasmopara halstedii, 984 nucleotides. RefSeq lists its product as uncharacterized. The record is from RefSeq and is a predicted model, not a curated record. Lineage: Eukaryota; Oomycota; Peronosporomycetes; Peronosporales; Peronosporaceae. The transcript has a single exon. Bases 1 to 984 code for a protein of 327 amino acids.
AUGAGCUCGAGCUCGCCUUCACUCAGGACGGUGGACAUGUCAUUUCUCUCGAACGCGACUAGUUACGUCGAUGACAGGGGUGCGGGUCAUGUCAAGGUCAACAACAGCAAGGACUGGUCAGAGAUUCUGCCAAACAACACCACUGCUCGCAUUGUUUAUGAAGGUUCAGGUUCGGCAGAGGAAGUCCUCAUCAUUCCUUCCGGCGUGGCAGCAUUAGACGCUACAAAAUCCUCAUCUGGAUCACAGGCAGAAAGUAGCCACACGUCUAUAGUUGACAACCCCCAUACCGAUUCCAGCUGCGAUAAUUGCUCAGGAAAUUCAAUCCAGGAAAUUGACAAAGGAUCAACGCCAACGAUGCUUUUGGUCGUUGGUAUUAUCUUGGUUACCAUUACAAUAGCAACAAUAUUUGCCGUAGUGAGAUACAACCGGAGGAAUCGACGGCGAAUAUCUGAUGAUCCCGAUAUUCCUUUCAUUGUGAGCUCGUUGACCCAUCAGGCUCCUCCACAGCUUAGCACUCUAGACACAGACAUCAGACCGGACUUGUGGGUAGAAGGCCAGUAUCAAUACUCACCUACGAUGAGCGGGCUGGAAAAUUCACUUAGUGGCACCGCAAUCUUGUCGGAUAACAACACAAUUGCUUCGCGCCAUCGACUUACAGUUGAUGCAUAUCCUAUAAGUUCCGACACCCGUGGGGGACUUCGAUAUCAUACACGACUAAAUAAAAAUGAGCGGGUACGUUACGACAAGGCUUCUUCUGAUGGUGUUUCGAGUAGAAGGCGUAAUCGGAGAGAAACAUCGCCAGUUGUUCUUUACGAACAAGAUUCGAUUGAAGAACGCAAGACGAGCUCAGGCCAAAAAAUUUACCAGAAGCGACGAUCAUCGCAGCGACAGCGACAGCAAUCUCCGCGUUUACGUCAUACUAGACAGCAAGAGUCUCAGCACCAGCGUAGACGAGAUAUGUAUGCAGCCCGGCGGGAAAUGUAG